AUGGAUUUGAGUAGUCUGCUAAAGAAUGAAAUAGCUAAGAAACAAAAUGAGCUCGAAAAGCCGUGUCUUGCAACGCCUGAGCGUCCCGAAACGAGCGCGGGACUCCAUACGGAAACUGCAGCAGAUGUAGCUGUCAAGACGGCAGAGGAACCUGAAAAAGUGGAGGAGGCAUUCAAAGAAACGCCCACUAUGGUGUUGCAACGGCUUCAAACGCGUCCGGAGCGCGUAAAAGACGCUCUUGAACAAGAUGAGCGCGCCGACGUUACAAUUGCAAUCGCAGCCAUCGGCGACAGCGAUCCAGCAACGGCCGCAGAUUUGGCAAUCAAGUGCAAUUUGUACAUACAUCAGCUGCUGCAAGAGUGGCAAGACACCGAUUACAAGCCUGAGUUGGUUAUCGAAACAAAGAAAGCACUUUAUCCAUUAUUGGUGCGACUUCGUAAGCACACACUGGCUGCAGAGCUUAUCACAUCUGUGGCGACCAUUUUGUACCAUAUCCAGCACGCACAAUUUGCACAAGCUACACAAUCAUACCUCAAACUCAGUAUAGGGAACGUGGCAUGGCCAAUAGGUGUCACAUCGGUGGGUAUUCAUGCUCGUAGUGCACACGAACGUAUACAGGGCCGUGACAAGAUUGCCAAUGUGAUGCUAGAUGAGACCACCCGGCUGUGGAUUACCAGUGUGAAGCGAUUGGUUUCAUUCGCGGCUGUUUCGGCAGCAGAAGGGCGUCGUAGGAAGUCACAGCUCCAGCAAGAGUGA
Lachancea sp. 'fantastica' is the source of this 756-nucleotide messenger RNA. The record is from the annotation of a GenBank genome assembly. Lineage: Eukaryota; Fungi; Ascomycota; Saccharomycetes; Saccharomycetales; Saccharomycetaceae.